UGGGUGGUGUUAGUAUGCGUCUGUUUCAACUCCCAGCCUGACAGAAUUUGUGUUUUUUUUUUGUGUGUGUGUGUGUAACCACGCCUACACAGUGGCUGCCAAGGCUUAUCCAUGAGUUAAACCUUCUUUAAUUGGUAAUGAGGAAGGCGUGGGCUCUAGCAGUGGACACCCGAAGGCAGCAGUGGGUGAAAACAAGCAAAAUACAGAAAAGUUUGGCUGUGAGAAGGUGCUAGACAGCCAGCCAUAGUGACGAGGAGGCAGGAACGUACAUCACUACCACCACCACCACCACCACCAUCACCACCAUAGGGAAGUGAGAGAUGGGGAGGAGGAUUUAAAAGGACAUGUUUGCAGUGCGCUGUCAGCCCUCACCUGCGCCGCCUCCCCCAGUGAGCGGGUGUAGGCCUGGGAAUAGAACAUAUGCAGACGUCUUGGCAGUGCUGUGUAUGUCUGUUUGUCGAUGGUCAAGAAGGAACGUAGCAAAAGUUUAAGAUGAUGCUAGUGAUUCCACCUGGUGGCGGCGAUAUUUUUGUCGAAAAGUCCGUUAUGGAAAAGAUGCCAUUUCUCUGCCUGUUUUGCAUAGGGACGUGGAACCAUCAACAGAGGGUACGAACAUCUUUAUGCUUGAAAUGUCCUGCAAUCCCCGCCCGCUCUACCGAUCAUGGUGCGGCCUGGAGAGCUGGGCACUACAAAACCGCCGGAGUGGUGUGUGGCUGGUGAUGCUUGGGACUGCAGUGGACUCCACCGACGGCUUGCUUCUGGCUCUAAAACAAACCUAUCCUAAUCUACACGUGGUCACCGUGGACCUGGAAUGGUUAUUCAGGGACCUGCCCACAAAUAACUUGUUUUCCUCAGGCCAGUGGGUUGACUCCACGUGGCCGGCCAAGAGUCUCAGCAACAUGGUGCGUUUGGCAGUGGUGUGGCAUUAUGGCGGCUUUUACGCGGACUUCGACACUGUCUGCCUGCGCCCAACCGAACACCUCAGAAACGUGGUUGGCAGCCAAAGUGCGGAGUAUGUCAACAACGCAAUUUUUCACUUCGACCGUCAUCACCCGUUUGUUCAUCAAAAUAUGGAACGACAAAACAUGAAUUUUAACGGAGCACUGUUGAACGUCAAUGGAGUAAACAUAAUGUCCAACACAGCUAAAAUGGCUUGCAACACCAGUAACUUUGAUGAGCUGGUGGCACAGGGCAGAGGGCUGUGUCAGGGCUUCAGAGUGCUGCCUCAGUCUGCAUUCUAUCCUGUGUCUUGGGAGAACUGGAGAGACAUAUUUCGUUCUGGCGCUGGCCCAAAUCUUAUGAAGGAGCUGAAUAGCAGUUUUGUCUUACAUGCCUGGAAUGUGUUCAGCGCUGCGAACCCAGUAAGAGUUGGGACAAGAACACUCUAUGAUUUGGUCUCAUCUGCCUACUGUCCCAUUACCAAGAGGAGAGUAGUUGACGAGGCAAGGGUGUGGGACUCGCUUUAUUAAUUGUCCCUUCCACAACCAUUGACAUAACAGAGGUGGAGGUUGGGAGGCGGCGACCUUAGCAAGACAGAAAAAAAAGUACCACUGAGUAAUCUCCCUUCCUAUCUUGCCCUUUAUGUAAUACUCAUAUAUAUAUAU
Molecule: messenger RNA, 1604 nt
Organism: Scylla paramamosain (green mud crab)
Lineage: Eukaryota; Metazoa; Arthropoda; Malacostraca; Decapoda; Portunidae
Product: lactosylceramide 4-alpha-galactosyltransferase-like
Exons: 8
Coding region: 621-1469 (282 amino acids)
Biological process (GO): glycosphingolipid biosynthetic process
Molecular function (GO): hexosyltransferase activity
Source: RefSeq, a predicted model, not a curated record